CUCCGCGGGGCUGGGCUGGGCUGGGCUCCGGGCAGAGGGAAGAAAGGGAGACGCGCAAGACUGGCUGCUUCUCCCCUUCCUGCCGUUGCGGAGAGAGAAAUCGCUUCCUCGCCGCGCCCUCCCCCGCGGACCUUUUCCCCACUCCCCACCCCCGCUUCCCUUCUUGGUGACCGCCUUGAUUUGGGCUUCGAGCAUUAAUUUUUAUUAUUAAUCUAACUAUUAUUUUUCUCUUGUGGUGGAGAGGUCGGGGAGCAGUUGCUGCACGGCAGACAAUAGCGAUACAGCAGCUGCCCCGCUCCUCUGGAACAAAAAAAAAGGGGGGGGGAACAAAAAAAUUCAAUAUAAUUAACAUUAUUCAAUAAAUAAUUUGGGGAGCGAUUUCACAAGAUGUCUUAUCAAGGGAAGAAAAACAUUCCGCGGAUCACGAGUGAUCGUCUUUUGAUCAAAGGUGGUAAAAUAGUUAAUGAUGACCAGUCUUUCUAUGCAGACAUCUACAUGGAAGAUGGGUUGAUAAAGCAAAUAGGAGAGAACCUGAUUGUGCCAGGGGGAGUGAAAACUAUUGAAGCCCAUGGCAGAAUGGUGAUUCCUGGAGGGAUUGAUGUGCACACCCGUUUCCAGAUGCCAGAACAGGGGAUGACAUCUGCUGAUGACUUCUUCCAAGGGACCAAGGCUGCACUGGCUGGGGGCACCACCAUGAUAAUUGAUCAUGUGGUUCCUGAGCCAGGGACCAGUUUGCUGACUGCCUUUGACCAGUGGCGAGAAUGGGCAGACAGCAAAUCCUGCUGUGACUACUCUCUGCAUGUGGAUAUCACUGAGUGGCAUAAAGGUGUCCAGGAGGAGAUGGAAGCUCUGGUUAAAGAUCAUGGUGUGAACUCCUUCUUGGUUUACAUGGCUUUCAAAGAUCGCUUCCAGCUAACUGACUCUCAGAUAUAUGAAGUCCUGAGUGUAAUCCGGGAUAUUGGUGCGACAGCUCAAGUGCAUGCAGAGAAUGGUGACAUCAUUGCUGAGGAGCAGCAAAGGAUCCUGGAACUGGGGAUCACAGGCCCUGAAGGGCAUGUGUUGAGCAGACCUGAAGAGGUGGAGGCAGAAGCUGUGAACCGGGCAAUAACCAUUGCAAACCAAACCAACUGCCCCCUUUAUAUCACCAAGGUGAUGAGCAAAAGUGCUGCUGAUGUCAUUGCUCAAGCCAGGAAAAAGGGCACUGUGGUGUAUGGAGAGCCCAUCACAGCCAGCUUGGGUACCGACGGGUCUCAUUACUGGAGCAAGAACUGGGCUAAGGCAGCUGCUUUUGUCACUUCUCCACCACUGAGUCCUGACCCAACCACUCCUGAUUUUCUCAACUCACUACUGUCCUGUGGAGACCUCCAAGUUACUGGCAGUGCCCACUGCACCUUCAACACUGCUCAGAAAGCUGUUGGAAAGGACAACUUCACCCUGAUCCCUGAAGGAACGAAUGGGACUGAAGAGAGGAUGUCCAUCAUCUGGGAUAAGGCUGUGGUGACUGGCAAGAUGGAUGAAAACCAGUUUGUCGCUGUGACCAGCACGAACGCAGCUAAAAUCUUUAACCUCUACCCCCGCAAGGGCCGCAUUGCCGUGGGCUCCGAUGCUGAUCUCGUCAUCUGGGAUCCUGACAGUGUCAAGACAAUCUCUGCCAAGACUCAUAACAUAUCUCUGGAGUACAAUAUCUUUGAAGGCAUGGAGUGCCGUGGGUCUCCUCUGGUGGUUAUCAGCCAGGGGAAGAUCGUGCUGGAGGAUGGGAACCUGCACGUCACGGAGGGGUCUGGGCGCUACAUCCCCAGGAAGCCGUUUCCUGACUUCGUAUACAAGCGCAUCAAAGCAAGGAGCAGGCUGGCUGAGCUGCGGGGUGUGCCUCGAGGCCUCUAUGAUGGACCUGUCUGCGAAGUGUCAGUGACACCGAAGACUGUCACACCAGCGUCUUCAGCUAAGACAUCUCCUGCCAAACAGCAGGCCCCACCUGUGAGGAACCUGCAUCAGUCUGGAUUCAGCUUGUCUGGGGCACAGAUUGACGACAACAUCCCACGCCGCACAACCCAGCGCAUCGUGGCACCGCCCGGGGGUCGUGCCAACAUCACCAGCUUGGGCUAAGGACCAACCGCUUCUCGGACUGGGGCACGGGGGCACCUGGAGACCCAUUCUGAUUCUUUUAGAGCCUGUGACAGUUACUGUGGGCAACCGGUGAGGGGGGUGCUGAAGUAAGGCUUUCAAUCCCCUCGGAUUCCCUUCUCAUUUUCAUCAGCCCCUCUCACUUUUCCCCUCAGCUCCUACACAUUUAAAGAAACAAACCCUGUUUUGACACAUCUGACAUGCAAAAAGUACAUGUAAAGAGGAUGUUUGAGAUACGUGGCCUCUGUCCCAUUCAUCAUCUUUCUUUUAAUAAAGGAAGCAUAAAGUGAAUUUCCCAGGAGCUGCCUUUAAGACACACACACAGGAAUAUAUUAUACUAAAUGUUAAAGAUAGCUUUUCUUUUUUUCCUUUUUUUUCUUAUUUUUGAUGUCACACCACAGAGUAGUUCAAGGGUGUCAAACUGGAUAUUCUGUAGGGUUCUGUGUUCUAGCAGGAUAGCUAGGUGGGCACAGAGGGAAGCAAUCCCAGCCUGUCCAACCCCCAGCACCACCUUGGAGGUCACUGAGUAACUGCCUGCUGCCAGAGAGAGGAAGCAGGACCCAUCACUGGGAAGUGCCCAAUCACACCAUCCCCCAGCCAUUGGCUGAGCUAGAAUCCUUGACUUUGCUUCUGUUGCUUUGGGUUUUCAUUUAAUUUUUCCUUCUGGAUUUUGCUGCAAAUCAGGAAACUUCUGUCAUUGGUGGGGCUUUUUUAUGUUUGCCUGUGUGUUUUUAGUAAGUCUGUGUCAUGGAAUUUACAAAAGCCUUAGCUGAGAACUGGAGGUUUCCCUUUUCUUCCCUGUUGUUCCUAAACCUCAUUCAAAUCACAGACUGUCACCAGUGUCACUGCCACAGCCACUGUGGUAUUUCAGGUGUUUCUAGGUUGCAUCGUUCCAGCCAACACUUCCCACUUAGCUGCAAUGGGAGGUUGCAGAGCAGGUUCAUAAGCUAUGAUCUUCACUUCAGUGUACUAUAGGUCUUGAACUGGUGCAAAUAAAGGGGCUGGAUUCCAGCUGAGGAGCUGGGAUGGUGUCUCUUGGUAAGUUUCUAGCAGCUAGUUUGUCUUCUGUUCCCAGAAGUGAAAAUCCAUAAGAAGGGGGCCACAAAGAGCAACAUGUUGCUUGAAAGAUUUCUGUAGCAGUCAUGUUCCCCCUUCCUGGCCAUCUAAGUUCUCAUCAGAAGGCUGGUCGACUGAGUGUUUGCCCAAGCAUCUAUGGCAAUUCCAGUUCCAGUCCAGAUGCCCAGAUGAUGUAAACUGGGAGCCUCAGAGCAGCUCCAUGGUUUAACAGCAGCUGAGAAUCUCUCAUGGCCAGUGCAAAUGAUGCAAUUGCACAUUUCUUCAAGAAUCUUCCCUUGUGCAAAUAUUCAGAAGGCCUGGUGGUUCCCCAUCCUUCCUCAGAUGCCUGCUGCCCCAGAUUUGAGACCAAAGCCCAUGGGUGGUCCUUAAAUGAAUUUGGAAUCUUCUGUGGCAGUCAGUGGGACCUGGGUGCUUAACUGUCUUCUGGGAUGGAAGGUCUUUUAGCCCUGGUGUUGGAGGUUUAUCAUUUUUGGGACACAGAAUAAAUCUGGACCAUUAAAUUCCCACUUAGCUAGAGUCCUAGGUGGUCCCAAGGACUUGUCUCUUAGCAUAAAGAGCUUUUCUACCCACAGUUAACACAGCGUUACUUCCACUGUCUGUGUGCCCUGGCACUUGCCUGCAUCUUCUGCUUUCUCUUCUCUUUGUACUUUGCCACCUACAUUGACCUUGGUUUUCCAUAUCUGAAUUCUCUUAAAUGGUAUUUACAGGUUCUUUUAGGGGAAAAAAAAUAAAACAACCUAUGUAUGUGAAGGCUUUUGAGAAACAAGUAUAAAAUUUGGGUUUAGGAGGUAUUAAUGCUGGGAUUUGUAAAGGAUCUGGAAGCUUCUUAGUAACCCAGAGCCUCCCAGCUUCAGCACCUGAUUCCUUUGGGCCCCUUUCAGCACAAAAGUUCAGUAAAGUCAUUGCCAUGCCUCUUGUGUCUUUUAGUUUUGCGUAAGAGUUUUGCACUUUAAGUAAUCUGUGAACUUAAUUAUAUAUUGCAGCUUUUUUCUUUUGGUUGUUUUUUUGUUUGUUGUUUUUGUUGGGUUUUUUGGUGGGGUUUUUUGUUUGGUU
Messenger RNA from Dryobates pubescens (Downy woodpecker), 4254 nucleotides. RefSeq names its product dihydropyrimidinase like 2 (gene DPYSL2). The record is from RefSeq and is a predicted model, not a curated record. The transcript has 14 exons. Bases 388 to 2106 code for a protein of 572 amino acids. Gene Ontology annotation, molecular function: hydrolase activity, acting on carbon-nitrogen (but not peptide) bonds, in cyclic amides. Lineage: Eukaryota; Metazoa; Chordata; Aves; Piciformes; Picidae. Gene Ontology annotation, cellular component: cytosol; cytoplasm.